Molecule: messenger RNA, 591 nt
Organism: Aegilops tauschii subsp. strangulata
Lineage: Eukaryota; Viridiplantae; Streptophyta; Magnoliopsida; Poales; Poaceae
Product: SKP1-like protein 11
Biological process (GO): ubiquitin-dependent protein catabolic process
Source: RefSeq, a predicted model, not a curated record
AUGGCUGCGACGCCGGCGGACGCAAGCAGCAGCAGCAGCGAGGCCGUGGUGGGCGGCGAGAAGAGCAACAAGAUGAUCACGCUGAUCAGCUCCGACGGCGAGAGCUUCGAAGCCACGGAGGAGGCGGCGAAGAUGUCGGUGACCAUCAAGCACAUGAUCGAGGACGGCUGCGCCGACGACGGGAUCCCCCUCCCCAACGUCCCCGCCAAGAUCCUCUCCAUGGUCAUCGAGUACUGCAACAAGCACGCCGCCGACGCCGACGACACCAACAAGCACGUCGCCGACCCCGCCGACGCCGACGAGGACGACGACAAUAACAACAACAACGCCAGCGCCGGCGAGAAGGAGGACCUGAAGAGCUUCGACGCCAGCUUGGUCGCGGUCGACCAGGCCACGCUGUUCGACAUCAUCCUCGCCGCCAACUUUCUGAGCAUCAAGGGGCUCCUGGACCUCGCCUGCCAGAAGGUGGCCGACGACAUCAAGGACAAGUCGGUUGAGGAGGUGCGCGAGAUUUUCAAGAUCGAAAACGACUUCACCAAGGAAGAGGAGGAGGCCGUCAGAAAGGAAAACGCCUGGGCCUUCAACGAGUAG